AUGGAUAUGCAUUGCAAGGCUGAUCCCUUCUCGGCUAUGCACCCAGGGCAUGGGGGUGUCAACCAGCUCGGGGGGGGUAUUUGUCAAUGGCAGACCUCUACCUGAUGUGGUGAGGCAGAGGAUAGUAGAGCUGGCCCACCAGGGUGUCAGACCCUGUGACAUCUCCAGGCAGCUGAGGGUCAGCCACGGCUGUGUCAGCAAGAUCCUGGGCAGGUACUAUGAAACGGGCAGCAUUAAACCGGGAGUAAUUGGGGGAUCAAAACCUAAAGUAGCCACCCCAAAAGUGGUAGAUAAAAUCGCAGAGUACAAAAGACAAAACCCCACUAUGUUUGCGUGGGAGAUCCGGGACAGACUGCUGGCAGAAGGGAUCUGUGACAAUGACACUGUGCCCAGCGUGUCUUCUAUAAACAGAAUUAUCCGAACAAAAGUACAGCAGCCAUUUCACCCGACACCAGACGGAUCUGGAACGCCAGUAAGCGCACCAGGGCACACUAUCGUUCCCAGUACAGCAUCUCCACCUGUGUCCAGCGCCUCCAAUGAUCCCGUAGGCUCUUAUUCCAUAAAUGGGAUCCUGGGUAUACCUCGUUCAAAUGGCGAAAAAAGGAAACGCGAUGAAGGCAAUAUGGAUACAAGCCAUCGUGCACACAUGUUGAACAGGGACAGACUUGGAAUACUUAAAAGCAGCCAAGAUGGAUCUGAUGGCUCUGGGCCAAAUGGAGAUUCUCAAAGUAGUGUUGAGAGCUUACGGAAACAUUUACGUGCAGACAACUUUACCCAGCAACAGUUGGAAGCAUUAGAUCGAGUUUUUGAACGCCCGUCUUAUCCUGACGUGUUUCAAACUUCAGAACAUAUUAAAUCGGAACAGGCAAAUGAAUACUCCCUUCCAGCACUAACCCCUGGCUUGGAUGAAGUGAAGUCUAGUUUAUCAGCCUCUGGUAAUGCAGACCUGGGUAGCAAUGUAUCAGGACCUCAGUCCUACCCAGUGGUAACAGGUCGAGACAUGACGAGUACAACCCUUCCUGGCUACCCUCCUCAUGUUCCUCCUACAGGACAAGGCAGCUACCCAACCUCGACCCUUGCUGGAAUGGUCCCUGGCACCAACGUUUCGGUCCACCAUUCGGUCCAGCCUGUGGAGUGCUGCUCAUGUCUGUCCAGCUCUAAGCCUUGUCUGUUUCACUGCAGGACUGGGAGUGGAAGUGAAUUUUCAGGAAAUCCCUACAGUCACCCGCAGUAUACAACAUACAAUGAAGCAUGGAGGUUCAGCAAUCCAGCAUUACUAAGUUCCCCUUAUUAUUAUAGUGCCACAUCCAGGGGCUCCGCACCUCCCACUGCUGCCACUGCCUAUGACCGCCACUAG
Staurois parvus is the source of this 1357-nucleotide messenger RNA. NCBI's taxonomy places the organism in Eukaryota, Metazoa, Chordata, Amphibia, Anura, Ranidae. The record is from the annotation of a GenBank genome assembly.